Messenger RNA from Phacochoerus africanus (Common warthog), 3441 nucleotides. RefSeq names its product MCF.2 cell line derived transforming sequence (gene MCF2). The transcript has 28 exons. The record is from RefSeq and is a predicted model, not a curated record. Gene Ontology annotation, molecular function: guanyl-nucleotide exchange factor activity. NCBI's taxonomy places the organism in Eukaryota, Metazoa, Chordata, Mammalia, Artiodactyla, Suidae. Gene Ontology annotation, biological process: intracellular signal transduction; dendrite development. Gene Ontology annotation, cellular component: cytoplasm. The coding region runs from base 1 to 3441 and encodes 1146 amino acids.
AUGGCGGCGGCGGGCUCCCGGCCCCACCUGGGCUCGGCCGCCCGGCACGCGCCCGGGGCCCCGGAGCCGCGGACCCCCGAGGCGGACGGCAGGACGCCGGGCCUUCCCCAGGACCCGGACGGCUGCGCGUUGGUGGCGACCACCCAGGCCAUCCCUCUGCAGGUGGACAUGGCCAUGGCCCUGCAGCGCGUGCGGAUUUCCGAAAAGUACGGCAAGAGCUACCUCUGCCUGCUGCAGGCGGUCUUCGUCGCAGAAACCGAGGUGCUCCUCCGGGUAAAGGACAUCAGCCAUUUCUUAAUGCAAGACAUCGCCUUCCUGUCUGGUGGCCGGGGAAAGGACAAUGCUUGGAUCAUUACGUUUCCAGAAAAUUGUAAUUUCAGAUGCAUACCAGAAGAAGUGAUAGCAAAAGUGCUGACUUACCUGACGUCUAUUGCGAGGCAAAAUGGAUCUGACUCCCGAUUUACUGUUAUUCUUGAUCGAAGGUUGGAUACCUGGUCUUCUCUCAAAAUCUCUCUCCAAAAAAUCUCAGCUUCCUUCCCUGGGAACUUGCACUUGGUUUUAGUGCUCCGUCCUACCAGUUUUCUCCAGCGAACUUUCACAGACAUUGGAUUUCGAUUUAGUCAGGAAGAUUUCAUGCUUAAAUUACCGGUGGUUAUGCUGAGCUCAGUUAGUGAUUUGCUGACUUACAUUGACGACAAGCAGUUAACCCCUGAGUUAGGAGGCACCUUGCAGUACUGCCACAGUGAAUGGAUCAUCUUCAGAAAUGCUAUAGAAGAUUUUGCCCUCACAGUGAAAGACAUGGCUCAGAUGUUACAGUCCUUUGGAACUGAACUGGCUGAGACAGAACUACCAGAUGAUAUUCCUUCAAUAGAAGAAAUUCUUGCAGUUCGCGCUGAAAGGUACCACCUGUUAAAGAAUGAUAUUACAGCUGUGACCAAAGAAGGGAAAAUUCUGCUAACAAAUCUGGAAGUGCCUGAUGCCGAGGAUGCUGUGAGUUCAAGACCUGAACAUCAUCCACACAUUAGUGGCGACUGGCAGACUAUUAAUAAAUUGCUGACUCAAGUACAUGAUAUGGAAAUAGCUUUUGAUGGAUUUUGGGAGAAACACCAACUAAAAAUGGAGCAGUACCUGCAACUCUGGAAGUUUGAGCAGGAUUUUCAAGAGCUCGUGAGUGAAGUUGAACUUCUAUUAAACCAACAAGCAGAGUUGGCUGAUGUAACAGGGAAUAUAGCUCAAGUAAAACAAAAAAUUAAAAAGUUGGAAAACUUAGACGAAAAUUCUCAGGACCUGUUAGCCAAGGCCCGAUUUGUGAUAAUACAUGGACACAGGCUCGCGGCAAGUCACCAUUACGCCCUGGAUUUGAUCUGCCAGAGGUGCAACGAGCUCCGUUACCUUUCCGAUAUCUUGGUGAACGAGAUCAAAGCCAAACGAGUACAGCUGAGCCGGACCUUCAAAAUGCAUAAACUCCUACAGCAGGCUCGCCAGUGCUGUGAUGAAGGAGAGUGCCUUCUAGCUAAUCAGGAAAUAGAUAAGUUUCAGUCUAAAGAAGAUGCUCAGAAAGCCCUGCAGGACAUCGAAAAUUUCCUCGAAAUGGCUCUACCCUUUAUAAAUUAUGAUCCUGAAACCCUACAGUAUGAAUUUGAUGUAAUUCUAUCUCCUGAACUCAAGGCUCAAAUGCAGACCAUACAACUGAAGCUUGAGAACAUCCGAAGUAUAUUUGAGACCCAACAAGCUGGUUUCAGAAACCUGGCAGAUAAGCGUGGGAAGCCAGUUCCAUUCGUAGUCCCUGCUUCGGACAGUUUGAUCAGAUCUAGAGCACCGUUUUUUUCAUCUAAACAAGGGAAGAAGACUUGGAGACAAAAUCAGAGCAACUUAAAAAUUGAAGUGGUGCAUGAUUGUCGGGAGAAGCGAGCUUCUGCUCAGUCCUCCAGUUUGGACAAUGACAAUAGCUUGGAUGUUUUAAAGAACCAUGUCCUAAAUGAGCUGGUACAGACAGAGAGGGUGUAUGUUCGGGAACUGUUUACUGUUUUGUUGGGCUAUAGAGCGGAGAUGGAUAAUCCAGAGAUGUUUGAUCUUAUGCCACCUCUCCUGAGAAAUAAAAAGGAUGUUCUCUUUGGAAAUAUGGCAGAAAUAUAUGAAUUCCAUAACAACAUUUUCAUGAGCAGUCUGGAAAAUUGCGUUGAUGCUCCGGAAAGAGUGGGACCUUGCUUCCUGGAAAGGAAAGAUGAUUUUCAAAUGUAUGCGAAAUAUUGUCAGAACAAGCCCAGAUCAGAGGGAAUCUGGAAGAAGUAUUCAGACUGCGCCUUUUUCCAGGAAUGUCAAAGAAAAUUAAAACACAGACUUGGUCUAGAUUCCUAUUUACUGAAACCAGUGCAACGGAUCACAAAAUAUCAGUUACUGUUGAAGGAGCUAUUAAAAUAUAGCAAAGACUGCGAAGGAUCUGUCCAAUUAAAGGAGGCACUUGACACGAUGCUGGAUUUACUGAAGUCGGUUAAUGACUCUAUGCAUCAGAUUGCAAUAAAUGGUUAUAUUGGAAAUUUAAAUGAGUUGGGCAAGAUGAUAACGCAGGGUGCAUUCAGCGUCUGGAUCGGGCACAAGAAAGGUGCUACAAAAAUGAAGGAUUUUGCUAGAUUCAAGCCAAUGCAGCGGCACCUUUUCUUGUAUGAAAAAGCUAUUGUUUUUUGCAAAAGGCGUGUCGAAAGUGGAGAGGGCUCCGAUAGAUACCCGUCAUACAGUUUUAAGCACUGUUUGAAAAUGGACGAAGUUGGAAUCACGGAGUAUGUGAAAGGCGAUAACCGCAAGUUUGAAAUCUGGUAUGCCGGCAAGGAAGAAGUUUAUAUUGUCCAGGCUUCAAACAUAGACGUGAAGAUGACAUGGUUAAAAGAAAUCAGAAGUAUUUUGUUGAAGCAACAGGAACUUAUGACCGUUCAGAAGCGAGAACAAUAUAAUCAGUUAACAGAACAGAAUCAUCUUUCUUCUCAGCGCAGUGAUGAAAGGCACCAGGGAGCUUUUAUGGGCGCUGAGGAAGCUGACUUGGAACAUACCAGGGCCAUGGUGGAGGUUGGUGAGGCCAUUGCAUCCGUUCGGGCAGAAGCAAAUACAGUUUGGACCGAGAUGUCUUCACCUGCAGAUAUCUCUGAGGAGCCUGAGGAAUGGUCAAGUCACUAUUUCUACCCUUCUUACGAUGACAAUGAGGAAGAGGAGAGGCCUCUAAUGAAUUCCCCGAGUUGUGCUCCUAAGGAAAACAUCCAAAGGGCAGCCCGAGGCAUUCCACACAUAUCCCCAAUAAAAGAGCCCCCCAACCCCAAAGCAAAACAGGUUGGAGUGACCUGCUCUUUGGGCCUCACCUCAAGUCAAAGCCAAGAAAUGAUGGGUGCCGCUUCCCUCGCGGAGGCCCGCAUCACAGGGGGCUGUCCUAUUUUAAUGAAGCUGCUGUGUUAA